Phytophthora nicotianae INRA-310 is the source of this 1930-nucleotide messenger RNA. RefSeq lists its product as hypothetical. The transcript has a single exon. NCBI's taxonomy places the organism in Eukaryota, Oomycota, Peronosporomycetes, Peronosporales, Peronosporaceae. The record is from RefSeq and is a predicted model, not a curated record. Bases 101 to 1843 code for a protein of 580 amino acids.
GUAGACGUGAUCCAUAUUGACGUCGUGAUCUCCCUACGUCGACUGGAGCGAUGGACUCCUGAACGAAGGUCUCCGUUUCACCAGGAAUCGACUGGCGCUGAUGGAACGGACCGCUUCAUGUCCUGCUACUCGCUGCCUGCCACUUUCGGAUUUGCACGGGUGCACCAUGAAUUUGAAUCCGCCAGCGGCAGCAGUUCCAAGGAGCCCUGAGCCGAGCAAGAUGGCGUUGGAGUCACCAAAUCUCGACUAUGAAACAGUGAAGACUCCCGUGGACAUCGAAGGGGGAGCGCUAGAGCCCGGAGGUGCCCCGUCCGUCUUCUCCUGGAAGCACAUCGGUCUGCUCGCUCACAUCGCUUCGGUCGGUGUGGUGUAUGGCACGUUGUCAGGCGUUAUCUACGCCGUGUUGAACAACUACCUGUACAUGUCAGCGGUGCUCACGGCAACCGCUCAAGCUUUGGUCAGGUUGCCUCGAGCGCUGCGCGUGUUCACCGCUAUCUUCUCCGAUUGCUACCCGAUCUUCGGCUACCGGCGUCGUCCGUACCUGAUUAUGGGCUGGGUGCUUACGUUCGUGUGCUGCUUCUUGAUGGCGGUGUUGCCUCUGGGUGAUCCGUACUAUGGAGACCCAGCACUGGCUGAUAUUGACGAAGACGAGCUUACCGCAGAGCAGCAGGCAAUGAUCAACCUCGACGCCCCAGACAAAGGCAUCAAGCUCAUUAUCUUCUUCGUGUUCGCCAAUUUGGGCACGGUCAUUUCGUUCGGCGCCUCGGACGGCUACAUGGUGGAGCUGGCUCGACGCGAACCGGAGGAAAUCCGUGGCACGACCCAGUCGUACGUAUCGGCUGUGCGUCAGAUCUUCAUGGUGCUGGCAGCGUUCAUGACUGGACUUGGUCUCAAUGGUGAAGACUACGGUGGAAAUUUCUCGUGGACCAUGGGCUUCAACGCCGUCAUGGGCGUGUGCGCUGCCUUCUCGUUCGUGACAAUCCCGUUGUGCUGGUUCUGCGUCACCGAAGAGAAGGUGCCACGCAAGUCCAUGCGCAAGUUCUUCGCCUACCUGUACGACUUGGUGCAGCAUCGCGUCAUGUACCAAGUGAUCGCCUUCCGCUUCUUCCGUCAGAUUCUCUCGCUAUUCUCUGUGACUGCUGCCAGUCCGAUUCAAAGCACGUGGGCGAAAGUUACUCCGCUGAACGAAGGUAUCUCGGAGAUGAUCUCGUGUCUGGUGACGUUCGUGUCGCUGUGGAUUGUCCGUCGCUACGGUCUACACUGGAGCUGGAAGGUGGUCGUCGUCGUGUGCCAGUUUGGAGUCGUGUUUGUGGAUGCUUUCCCGACCUUCUUCACGAUCUGGAAUGUGUAUCGUAGUCAAUGGUUCUGGCUGGGUGUGCCACUACUCGAGGAGUUCCCCAACAGUAUCGGCGACUUCAUUGCCACACUAUUCGUCGUGGAGGUUUGUGACAAGGGCAGUGAGGCCACCAUUAUGGGCUUGAUGAUCACCAUUUCGGCUCUUGGCACACCUUUCUCCACUGUGCUCUACAAGACCGUGGACAGCUACUUCGAGAUCGAGCGCAAGUACAUCGUCAAGGACGACCACCACGUCCGCUCUCAAGUGACGUACGCCUACCUCAUCGCCUACGCCUGCAACCUCAUCUCUGUCAUUUUCGUGAUCUGGCUUCCUCGUCAAAAGUCGGAAGUCCACGCACUUAAGGCCAAGGGUGGCAAGAGCAAGCUACUAGGAACGCUCACCGUGUGUUACCUCGUGUUCGCCUUCCUCUGGAUCAUCAUGACCAAUGUGCUGAGUCUCUUCGACUCCACAUCAUGUUUGCGCAUCGCCGGAGGCUCAGGAUGCUAGCUUGAUGGACAGCACUUUAGCAUUAGAGUUCCAAAGCUACCCUGCUGGAAAAAAAAAUCAAGAAUCUACAACAUUUUCACCUUUAUA